UCGUUUUUCUCCAAUCACGUGGCAGUCCUCUCCCCGGGGAGCACUUCCGGUGGCGUUUCCUGUGUUUGUAAACUGAGAAAAACUGGAACUCGGGCGAGAGAUUAAAACAGCGAAAUACGAGGAAACCAAAAAGGGAUCUGGUGCCAGAUGACCGGGGUGGGCGAGUCCUCCCGUCAGACAGACCAUCCUGAGUGACGGCUCUUCAGGCAGCUCCGUCACCGCCCCCCCCCCACCCCCACGCUUAGGGACCGCGGCGAUGACACACCUACCAAGCAGCUCAGUCCGUGACCACAUGAAAUGGGCGGGGUUGCUGGGCUGUGAGGCGGUUUUGUCAAGCAUGGCCCUGAUGCAGGCGAGCUCCAUGGCCGGUCCGAAGAAGAUGAUGUCACCGCUGAGUCACGGGCAGCGGGAGAGCGCCGAGCGCAACGCGCCGGGUCACAUGAUCCUGCCUUCUGGAAUGAGCUGCCCACCGCUGCUCAUCAGAAAGGAGGGAGAGUUCCAUUCCUCUCGGCUGUUGGACGAUAAGGAAAUGCGGGACAGCGACGACAUGCAGCUGAAAAAGAAGAACAGGAAGUCAGGAACGCCCUGCAAAGUGGUGGUGGUGGACGAGAACGGCGACUGUCCGCUCAAAGUGCAGAAGAACUUCAUCUGCGAGCACUGCUACGGCGCCUUCCGCAGCGGCUACCACCUGAAGAGGCACAUCCUCAUCCACACAGGGGAGAAGCCGUUUGAGUGCGACCUGUGCGACAUGCGGUUUAUUCAGCGUUACCACCUGGAGAGGCACAAGCGAGUUCACAGCGGAGCGAUGCUUUGGGAGAAGCCGUUUGCAUGCGACCUGUGCGACAUGCGGUUUCUUCAGCGUUACCACCUGAAGAGACACGAGCGAAUUCACAGCGGAGAGAAGCUUUGGGAGAAGCCGUUUGCGUGCGACCUGUGCGACAUGCGGUUCAUUCAGCGCUACCACCUGGAGAGGCACAAGCGAGUUCACAGCGGAGAGAAGCCCUACCAGUGCGAACGCUGUCAGCAGAACUUCUCGCGGACGGACCGCCUCCUGCGACACCGGCGGCUGUGCCAGGGACGGGCCGUGGCCAAGGUGGAGAACCAGUCCUGCUGCGACGUGAGGGCCUACUCCCAGGAGCCGCCGCCCCCCACGGCCGCCUGGAGCCCCCUGCACCCUCCCCCCGGCCGCCUGGCAGUUUGACAGACCCCCCUCUCCUUCCCGCCCUACCCCCCACACCCACACCCCACCACCACCCUGGAGAAACACAACACGCCACAGCUUCACGGGCUAACAGUCUGGAGCUCACUGGCGCCAUCGCCAGGUGCUGACUGAAAUCGCAGAUCCGGUCAUGAGCUUCCGGGAGGAGACACAUUUGAACGUGCUUUUUGUUUUCUUUUCUUUUUUCCCCCUCCUUCACCCUUUUUUUGUCAUCUAGUUUCUUACAAUAGAUGGUGGAUAAUUUUGUACUUCUUCUAUUUGAUUUCUAUAUUUUUUUAUUUUGUUAUUUCGACUUUACCGUUUGUUUUUAUGGUACCGAAAGGUGGGGAAUGGAAGGGUGGGCGUCAACACCAUGGCAACGGCUAAAGCUAAGUUUAUACAUGCAUAUGGUGAAGCUAUGGAGGGAAAUUAUAUGUAGUUAUCUGUAAAAAAAAAAAAAAAAAAAAAAAAAAAACCCUGUCAGAUGAUGGUAGAACCGUAGAGGUUAGGUUUGUAUACCAGGCAUUGGUUGUGAAACUGAGGGAGACGAAAAAGCUUUUUUGACAUUUACAAAUGAAAACCAUCCCGUUGACAAAACAGGGCUAUUGUUGGUCAUAAUGCCAUAAUGCUCUGUAAUGGAAAGGAGAGGAUCAGUUAUCUUGUGUGGUGUGGAGACGACCCAUUUAGACUCCAGUGUAGAACAGCACUGAAGACUCAGGACACUGCACCAGGAGGCAGCUUUACCAAUAUAUGUCAAAUGUUUUCUUGUUUUAAUAUAUACAGACAGACUUACCGAAUAACAAGUAAGACACAAAACCUUGUGGCCUUCAUACAUGCUCACAGGCGUUUGUAUUCUUUUUUUGAGGUUUUAAAAAAAAAAAAAAAAAAAUUGUUUUUACGUUAGCUAGAGAAUGUGACUGGCAGUUAUCAGUGGCGGGUUUUACAAUUCCGAAAUUGCGAUCGCGAGACUGCCGCUUGCCGCAUUGCAUUAUAAAGCCUGCAGGGGGCAGCAAAGGAGUGCAGUUCACAGGAUGGCGACGCCCCAAAUGGCACACCUCUGAGGGGAGCACGGUUUUUCCUCAUAAAAAAACGGGCCACCUCAGAGCGGCAAGCCAAAAUGUAGGUUUCCGUGUCGUGAAGCGAAUCCCGUUGGGGCAAGCGCCCGUGGAUCUCCGCGCAGCUGUCACAACCGUCACAACCGACUGUUAAUAGGUUUCCUCUCUUAACACCUGUAUCAUUCAAGCCAAAAGGAAAGCGAAAAUCAGGACACAAUGCAGAACUCCUCAUCCAGAAUAGAUGUGCAGAUGUUGUGACCACAGCCGCGACCGGUUUGGGGUCUCCGUAACGCAGAGCUGUGGCGGCCUGCUCUCUGACGGUUACGCUGCAGUCCGCACUCUUUCUGCCAGAGGUGCGAGCACAUGCAGCAGCAGCAGCACCGAACAGGGGCUGUUGGGGCGGGGCUGCGGGAUCCGUAGGCGGGCCCUAGUCGCCGCGUCCGGUUUGAACAUUCGCAGCCUUCUUUUCCGCCAGUCUGAAAACGACGAAACGCGUUUGUGAAAUCCCGACCACCAGCGGCGUUUUCAGUUUGAGGAUCACGUGCUGCUGCGCUACGGGCAACCCAGGGGACAGAAAGCGGGGGGGAAAGCACUGGGUGGACACCCCCCACCCCCGCUUCUGUCGCUUAGCAACGUCCCUGUCACCGAAUCUCAAGGACCUUUUUUGUUUUUCUUAGUAUAUUCUUAAACACUGGAGCGAGAAAAAAAAGCUGGAGCUGAUAAUGGAUGUAUUGUUUUUAAACGGCUAUAAUUUUUAGUCCAUUGAAAGAGAGACAUAACCUCGCUUUAAAAUGGUGGAAAAAAAGAAACAAAUGACCAAUACUUGGAUUAGUAUUGUUUUGAGAAAUCAGAUUGUCUUGUAUUUAAGUAUUCUUAGGGACCUAGAGUACCUCAGAAGAUUGCAGUGUUUUAACACUGUUCUUACCCCCUUCUUACCCCUAAAACUGUAGUGAAUAAUCUUAAUAGGAAUACUAGAACAACUGUGUCUAGAGUAGCAAUCACAGAUUAGAGUUUUUUAAUAGUCUUGCAUGCAGAGCUGUGAUCCUCGGUUUAACUAAAAGGAUCAUAUAUUAAUUAUUUGUGUAGGUAUGAAGAUUUUUUGCGUUUAAAUAACUUUUUUUUUUUAUUGUUAUCGCCAUUAUUGUUAAAACGGGCAAACUAAUAUUUACCCUCAUGAUCCAGUUAGUGACAAUGGUAUGGAGUGAAGAGCAGGGCUUUCAUUAAGCUGUAAUAAACGCCUUUUUAAAAAAGA
Messenger RNA from Anguilla anguilla (European eel), 3505 nucleotides. RefSeq names its product zinc finger protein 740a (gene znf740a). Gene Ontology annotation, biological process: regulation of transcription by RNA polymerase II. The transcript has 9 exons. The coding region runs from base 257 to 1201 and encodes 314 amino acids. Gene Ontology annotation, molecular function: RNA polymerase II cis-regulatory region sequence-specific DNA binding; DNA-binding transcription factor activity, RNA polymerase II-specific. NCBI's taxonomy places the organism in Eukaryota, Metazoa, Chordata, Actinopteri, Anguilliformes, Anguillidae. Gene Ontology annotation, cellular component: nucleus. The record is from RefSeq and is a predicted model, not a curated record.